This is a messenger RNA of Monomorium pharaonis (pharaoh ant), 648 nucleotides long. RefSeq lists its product as uncharacterized. The record is from RefSeq and is a predicted model, not a curated record. Lineage: Eukaryota; Metazoa; Arthropoda; Insecta; Hymenoptera; Formicidae. Bases 25 to 435 code for a protein of 136 amino acids. The transcript is spliced from 3 exons.
CUCUCUUCGUUUUUCUAGAAGAAAAUGUUAUUAUUAAUUUUUCUUGGUAUCCUGUUGCAUUGUUGUGCAUUUGGUACAUCGGGUGAACAUGAGACUCUAGCAGGCGAUCAUGUGUUAGGGGCAACACAUAUGAUAAAUGCGCCAUUAACACCUUCGUCAGACAUACGACAAUUCCAAACAAGUUAUCCUUUUCCUUCGCCUGGAUACAGACCACAAAAAUGUCCUCUAUGCGACAGUUCGAUUUAUCCCUAUUGCGGUGAGAAAUUAUUACACGAUGCCUGCUGCUGUACCGAUUCUCAUGAUUUACCUCAUCAAUGUCGAUUAGCAGAUUGUCGAUUUCUACAUGCUAAUAGCUGCAGAGAGCAUCGAUUAAUCGCAAAUUGUUGUUGCAACGACGAUUAUCGCACCAUUCUCAAGACUUUAGUGCAGCAAUAAAUUCAUUGCAUAUACGAAUGCAAUGAAUUUAAAGUGAUAAUGAAUAAUUAUCACUUGUGACAAAAAUUACGAAAAAAUCAACUUUAAUAACAAAUAAAAUAUACAACUUAUGCACUAUAUUCACAGAAAUUAACUAAUUAAUUGUUUAAAAAAGUUUAAAAAUUGUUAAUGCUAAUUUAUUGAUGAUAAUACAGUACAAUUCUUUUUUCCAUG